This is a messenger RNA of Brenthis ino (lesser marbled fritillary), 963 nucleotides long. The record is from the annotation of a GenBank genome assembly. Lineage: Eukaryota; Metazoa; Arthropoda; Insecta; Lepidoptera; Nymphalidae.
AUGGCAUCGCACUGGACGAGUAAAAAUGCAAUUCUGCGAGAUUUAUCUUUAGCUCAGGGACGUGAGGUUCCAGUGGAACUUGAAAACACAGUAGGGUACAAUGAAAAACCACCAGCUUUAAAUUACACUGAAGAGACUGAGGAAGAAUUUUUCUCCAAUUGUGUUGGAGGAGGAGACUGUAAUACUGGACCUGACUUACAACUUAUUCAGCAGAUGUUAGAUAUGGUAAGAGAAGCAGAAAUUGAAGAUCUAGAAACAAAAAAUGAGACAGUUAUAGAAAUAAGUAAAGGAAAUAACUUAAGUAAAACACCACCAGUGUUAGAUGUCAAAAAUAAUGGAUCUAAGAAGCUAAAAAGUCCCAUAAGUUCUGAAAUAAAAUUAAAACAAAAAAAGAAUCGCAAUGCUGCUGUAGAAUCGCUCAUUGCAACAUAUGGAGAUAUUGAUCUAAAUGAGAGUAAUCAGGAACAAAAUACAAAAGUGACAACAAAAAGUGACACUGAUAAUUCUAUGACAAGAUAUCAAUAUCUUAAACUUACUUCACCAAUGUUAAUGUUUAAAAAGAAAUCUCCGACCAAACUUAUUGAAAAUGUUGAUAAAAGUGAAAAAGAUGUGUCAACAGAAAUAGAUUCAAUAGAGCCUGCAAAGUUUGUACCGUCUGCUUUUGCUGGGGAAAGAUAUCAAAAAUAUUUAGAAAUGAGUAAGAUGCAAGAGCAGAUGCAAGACGAUAUAUGGAGUAAAGCUGAACAGAAAAUGAAAGAAAUUGAUGCCAGAAAAAGAGAAGAAAGGAAACUAGAAUCUUCUUUAUCGUCUUCUUCCAGCAACCAAGACAGAAGUAGUCCUGAGCUAAGAGGUAUGGAUUUUGUCCGUCUGCCCGAACAUAGACACUUGUUAACCGGGGAAUGUACUGUUUGCCAAGUGCUAUGUGUUCACAGUAUAGAAGAUUCUAUGAAGAAUACUCAGAAA